AUGUCUCAGUCUACAGACUUAGCCGAGCUUGCGAGCCUUUUGCUGAAAAACGGCCCUCGCAAGGUCAUCCCGGCGACGCGGCGCGUACGAGUCAUCUACAACCGCACCGUCAUUGUCGACUCAACCAAGGGCUCCCUGGUGUGGGAGCACGACUACUACCCGUUCCUGUACUUCCCCGCCUCGGAGAUCCAAAACUGCACGCUCAAGAACAAGCAGCCGGUCAAGGGCGAUGGCAUCAACCGGGCCAGCGUGGCGGAGCUGCACGUCGCCGCUGACGAGAGCCGCCGGAUCCCGGCGGCGACGACGGAUCGCGUGGUGCGCUUCGCUGACGACCGCAGCCUGGGCGCACUGACGGGCCUCGUGCGUCUAGAGUUCAAAGCCAUGGACCAGUGGCUGGAAGAGGACGUGCCCAUCUACGUGCACCCCAAGGACCCCGCGAAGCGCAUCGAGGCGCUGCCGUCGAGCCGCACCAUCGAGGUGCGCGUCGACGGCACGACGGUGGCGCGGGCGGGCUUUGCGGUGCACCUGCACGAGCCGCGGCUGCCGACCCGGUACUACCUGCCGAUGGGCUGCCUGGACCAGACGGUGCUCCGGCGCAGCGCGCUCGUGACAAAGUGCCCGUACAAGGGCGACGCCGACUACUACGACGUCGUCAUUGGCGGCGUCGAGUACCCGAACAUUGUCUGGUACUACCGCUACCCGGCGCUCGAGUGCGGCGCGCUGGCGGGCAUGGCGUGCUUUUAUAACGAAAAGGUUGACAUUUUGCUCGACGGGGUGCUGUUGGAGCGUCCGACGCGGUAG
Cordyceps militaris CM01 is the source of this 801-nucleotide messenger RNA. RefSeq lists its product as uncharacterized. Lineage: Eukaryota; Fungi; Ascomycota; Sordariomycetes; Hypocreales; Cordycipitaceae. Bases 1 to 801 code for a protein of 266 amino acids. The record is from RefSeq and is a predicted model, not a curated record. The transcript has 3 exons.